UUAUUUAUCUGCGUUCCCGCAUCUUCGGCUCGCAACUACCGAUCGCGCGCUCUUGCAUAAUUCGCAAUCGAGCGAUUCGAACACGAAGCCCCGAUUCUCGCAGAGACGAAAUAAAUCGCCCGACGAUCGUCGACGUCAUGCGCGACGAUCGACCAUCGAUUUGCGUCGUGACAACAGUGGCCCGUUGUAUCGACGCUUCUUUUUAUCGUCGAUAUCAACAUCUGAUUAAUGACGCAGCGACACUCGCGGUCAGAACGAGCGGGUUCGAACGAGCGACCGAUAAACGUUCGGACUAGUGGAACAGAGAGGUAGCGAGAGAGAGAGGGGAAGAGAAAAAAAGCGGGAAGCGCGAGCAACACGAACAGACCCGAUCCGUCACAUGUUUCAGACCGCGCGACGUAUAUCUCGCGUUAUCGAUGAGACGGCGGCCGUGAUAGCGGCCAUUUGCAUUCACCGGACGGACUACUGUCCAGGAGGAAGAGAAUUGUCACAUUUGCGGUACGCGUCCGGCGUACGACGCGGCUAGAUCCUGGUCGCCUUUAAAAUGGCAAGGUCGUCUAAUGACGUCGCAAAGUGCGUCUACGGGAAUACAAUUCAGGAGAAUGAAAAGAGGCUGGGCGAGGCGCGAAUUAAGGGCCAGGGUAAAGGCCGGAGCAGGCAAGAACUGAACAGACUGUUUCGCAAACUCAACCAGGCGACUGUCGGUGGGAAUUCGGCGAGAAGCUCGGACAAACUGAACCUGUCGUGCUACAGCAGAAAUGUUACCAGUUGCUGGUAUGGCCCGAUCCCUGAGUUUCCACCCGGGUCUUGGUGGGGUAUACGUAUGGACUGCUCUAGGGACGGCGUGCACAAUCCCAUCGACGCCGACGUGCACGAAGGACCUUUCGGUGCUGCAUCGGCUUGCACCUCGCAAGUCAACAUGAACGAGGACGUGGAUCUCGGUGAUUUUCUCACGCUUACUGGCCAGGUGUAUCGCAAGGAUCAACCGAGCGCUGAUCCGUUCACACAUAAUUACAAGAAUCAAGUACCACUGAGAUUGAUCCGAAGCUACAAUCUGCAGAACGACAUAGCGCCUAACACGGGCUACAGGUACGACGGGCUCUACGUAGUCAUAGGCUACUGGAUAGGCGCGAGCGCGGACGGGAUCAGGUACAAUAAAUUCGUGCUGAUGCGUCUCGCCGAUCAGGAGGCGCCGAGCUGGAGCGGCGGGAGCUGCGAAGUGCCAUCUUCCGCACGACACAACGCGUCUUCCGCGAGAUCGAGCCAGCCGUGCGUCGCUUCCAACACGUACGAUCUGCGAAAAUGUUCGCACAACACCACCGACGUCUGCGGCAAGCGGAGAUUCGGCCACAGUCGCGAGGCUCCGCCGGACGCGACGAGGAAGCCCGUGCCCGAGAGCUCGAUCGUCACGCGCCAUGUCUUCAAGAAGCCGAGCAACGCGGAAAGCACAAACUGUUCUACUUCAGUACCUGACCGAAGGACCUUCACGUGCCUCGGUACGUCAGCACCGAAGACACACAGUACAAAUAUCUCGAUACGCAUGGGUCUGUACGAGUCGUCGCGCAACACCCAGGAGGCGAAGAGGUGCGUCACGACGAUGCUGCAUAAGCCGUUCAAGCCGAUCGACAUCGCCAACCGGACGGCUCUGGACAUAGACGCGCCACCGAAAGACGAUGUGAAGCCGGCCGCGAGACUGGACCCCGCGACGCGGGUGAAUCCCCGGGAGCCGGUCGGCAGCGUCUCUUGCAACGUCGCGAACGACGAGCCUGUCUGUCCCAAACGCAUGAAGAACUCGUGCUCCCGCGACGUUCACCCGUCGGGCCGCUCGCCGUCGAACGACGCGAAUUUCGUCACCGAGGAGUGUCAGGAAUACUCGCGAAGCAGCGCCGAACGGAGCGCGUCGGUGAUGAGUCGCGUCAGUGAACUGCCGGGGAUCGGUUCAGUCGCGACGCGCGAGAGGAUCUUCAAGGAACAGUCGGCUGAGUCGCUUCACGCGCAGGACAUUAAAUCCCUCAAGUCCUUGGAAUCCCUCACGCCGGACAAGAUCCUGAAUCUGAUCAACAAGAAGAAGCAUCACCCGUUGUCGAAGAUGCUGAUCGGAAAUGUGAUAGGUCUGACUAGCGAGGAGUGCGCGAUGUGGGACUCGCCGAAGGUCGCCGCGUCAGCGGACGCGUCGGCGAAGAUCAGUCAUAAACAGCGGGACAACGCGGAGGAGAACGUCGCUUGUCUGCCGGAGGACAUGCUGAACAGGCGGUGCUGCAGGUACUCGCGGUCCAAGAGGCUGGCCUGGAAGGUGUCCAAGCAGACGGACGCGAGCAAGUUCGACAAGGUGUUGCCCCGGCAGUCCCGCAAUAACGACGUCGCCGAUCAGAACUGCAAUGGUAACGCUCGAGUGAAGAAUCCCGGCGACGGUGAGAGCAACAACGAGUAUCUGUUUCACGUGCAAUCUCCGCUGCAGGCUAUCGCGCAGCACACUCGCAGCAGGUACGAUAUUAAGACGCGUCUGCGGGCGGACGAGGGCGGCAUGCUGGCGAAGCAGGACUUCCCAAGCCCGUCGAUGAAGAAGAGCAGCAGGCUCAACAAGAAGGGCGACCGUGAGAUCGCCAAUCUGUUGAUAGACGCCAACAUCGGGCCGAAAACGCGCGGGCCCCGGAACAGGCGGCUGCGAUGUAUCAACAACACGUACACGAACAAGAGGUGCUACAGCGCCCUGAAUAUCAUGUAUCCGCCCGAGAAGCGCAAUAGGGUCACGGAGAAGCAGCGGCACAAGUCGAGCUUCAAGCGGAAGAGCAAGCCGACCAAGAUGAUCAGCCGGCAGCCCACCCGGGACAAGCAGAGCAAGGAGCGGUACAGAGUGUCAAAGCGUUGCACGCCAAGGCUCCCGCCGAGGAGGGUGAACAGUGCGAAGAAAGGGAAGAGUUUCGAAGGUGCGACGGUGAGCGACGCCGGCGAUUGCAACGUUCCUAAAAGCUCGUUCGACCGGAGCCUGCGGAAGAAACCGGUGCAGACGGUGGUGCCUCUGUCGCGGCGCGCUCCGCAAAACUCACGGUUGCAUUAUUUCCGUAAGAAACAGGCCCAGGAAAAGCCCAGCACGAUGGACGCGAAGGGUCGUGAGCGCGAGUAAUGACGUAGGGACGUCGCCGAAGAAUACGACAAGUACAUGAAUAACGUGGAUAACAAUGUGGUCGUUUACAUGGACGACGAAUUGCAGUAUCAGGACAUUGAGGAGGAGGAGGAGGACGAGGUCGCGAGGAUGAACACGUCGAUAGAGUCGACGUUCGUGGAAGGUGAUGAUGAAGGUGAUGAUGAAGGUGAUGAUGACGAUGAUGAUGACGAUGAUGAUGGCGAAGAUGAUGACGACGACGACGAGGAAGACGUACAAUCGUACGGCGAUAAUACUGUGUCGCCCGAAACCUUGGAAUCUUCCUGGCACGGUUGGAAGAAAAUCGUGACGAACAAUCGUUACUGGAUCGGUUGGUAGUGCAACUCCGUAAUCGAAGGUGCUUUCAUCGCUGCGAUCAGAAAACUGAAUUUUUCUUUUUUCCUUUCUUUUUAGGAAACGUGUACACAAUAUU
Dinoponera quadriceps is the source of this 3575-nucleotide messenger RNA. RefSeq lists its product as uncharacterized. Gene Ontology annotation, biological process: negative regulation of gene expression via chromosomal CpG island methylation; protein ubiquitination. Gene Ontology annotation, molecular function: ubiquitin protein ligase activity. The record is from RefSeq and is a predicted model, not a curated record. NCBI's taxonomy places the organism in Eukaryota, Metazoa, Arthropoda, Insecta, Hymenoptera, Formicidae.